Sclerotinia borealis F-4128 is the source of this 2286-nucleotide messenger RNA. Lineage: Eukaryota; Fungi; Ascomycota; Leotiomycetes; Helotiales; Sclerotiniaceae. The record is from the annotation of a GenBank genome assembly.
AUGACUGUCGCAGACCUUCCCGCAGUAUCGCAGCAAUCCGAUGGUGAUGUCAAUUCUAAAAAGCGCAAGCAUGAGGAAGAAGAGGAAUCCAAUAUGAAAUCAGUAUCAUCAGAACUUCGUCAACCAGAUUUACCAGAAUUUAAUUUGACAUCUGCAAAGUCUACUGGUAAAGAAGAAGAGCUUGGUGAUAAGCUUCCCUCUGAAGAAUGGCAAACGGUAGACAGACGACCAAAAAAGAAAGCCAAGAAGAUACCAAAAGCUGAAAGUGGAAAUUACCCUGCUAUUACUUUCGCAGCAAAAGAGUCUAGACUUUCAGACCAAAUCAAAAUUGGAGAUUUACAAGGUCUCGCUCUUUAUAUUCUUGCAGAUGGCAUGGCUCCUCAAUUUGUUUCCAUUCGUCAUCGACCUCAAUUUCGAAAAGUUGUCGUGAUUAUGGUCCCUGGACUUGAGGAAUCAAUGUUCGGUACCAAACCUGCAUCUGAUACGCGUCGAUAUUCCCCAGAGGAUAUCUAUCCACGCAAGCUAAAGUCUAAAGCUUUGCCUGAUUAUCUGAAGCCAUUUGCGGAUAUGUUUGAAUAUAUAUGGCCAGUCAAAACACCAGGAGACAAGAAAUAUGCCAAGAUGCAUUCUCCUUUACAUGCUAUGCUAACAGCACCUGUAACUAAAAGCCAAGAUGACAAGAAUAGCAAUGGAAAAGGCCCCAGGAAAGCUAGAGAACCAAAAGGUUGGCAGAAUAGCCGCACACCGGUUACCCAAUUCCUCACAUCGCAGGAAGACCUCCAAGAAAACGGUUAUACCCUACAUCCCGCAACCUAUAACGACGCCAUCGAUAAAAGCAACUUGGCAGAGCAGCGGAAGACGUGGGAGGUUGACGAAGCUCACGGAUGGGUAGAUACAAAAGUCAAUAAUUUUGACGAAGGAGCGGUCCCAGAUAAUGAGUUUGAGCAAGGAAGUUUGACAGUUGGUAGAGAAAUCUUCGCUCUGGAUUGUGAAAUGUGUAUGACUGGCAAGGGUGAAUUUUCACUCACGCGCAUAAGUAUUGUCAGUUGGGAUGGUUCAGUUGUUCUUGAUGAGCUUGUAAAACCGGAGAAGCCAAUUAUCGAUUAUCUUACCCAAUACUCUGGAAUGACUGAAGCAAUGCUUGCUCCUGUCACAACAACACUACAAGAUAUACAAAAGAAAUUAGUCGAGCUGUUUCAUCCACGAACAAUCUUAAUCGGACAUUCUCUCGAUUCGGACCUCAAAGCCCUCAAGCUUACGCAUCCAUACAUCAUCGAUACCGCUGUUAUAUAUCCUCAUCCGCGUGGUCCACCACUCAAAUCCUCUCUGAAAUGGCUUGCACAAAAAUAUCUUGGUAAAGAGAUACAAAAGGGACAUGGAGCAACUGGUCAUGACUCAACUGAGGAUGCCAGAACUUGUCUUGACCUUGUAAAGCUAAAGUGCGAGAAGGGAGUUGACUGGGGAGCAAGUGAUUCACAAGGUGAGAACCUGUUCAAGCGAUUAGCUCGAGCAGGUGUCAGAUAUAAGAACCAAGUAGGAUCAGCCAUACCAGAUUUCACGAACGGUAAAACUUCGGCCGCCGUUGAUUGGGGUGAUCCAAAGAGAGGUCCUGGAGGUGCUGCGACAUUCUCGAUUGGAUGCCGAAGUGACGAACAGGUCAUGGAGGGUAUCAUUCGAGCUAUAAAGGGAGAUCUCGAUGGCAAGGAGAUUCCUGGUGGUGGCGUAGAUUUUGUUUGGGGUAGAUUCAGAGAAUUGGAGGAUCUAAAAGGAUGGAAUAACCAAAGACUCCCUCGUGCUCCAGAUUCCAAAAGUACGGCGGAAGGCGACGAUACCGCAGCUAACGAAGCCGGUGAGAAGACUAAAGUUGAUACGAUUGUGGAGGAGCCAAACUCUGCUAGUGAGCAGAAGACCAUGGAGAGUUUUAACAAUGCGAAACCCUCCGACUCCUCAAUCACCGUCACCGAAUCCUCACAAGCAACCGCGACCCCAACAACUACCGAACCCUCAUCAUCGUCACCCUUCUCAUCCGCAACACUCGCUCUCACCCAACGCAUCCACAAAAUCUACAACUCACUUCCUCCCUGCACCGCAUUCAUCAUCUAUAGCGGCUCUGGCGAUCCAAAAGAAAUGGUUCGAUACCAAAAAAUGAAACAACAAUUUCAACAUGAGUAUAAGACUACAAAGUGGGAUCAGUUGAGUGUUAAGUGGACGGAUGUUGAGGAACAGGCUUUGAAUAAGGCAGCGGAUGAGGCGAGAAGUGGGGUGGGGUUUAUUGGGGUUAAGUAG